Molecule: messenger RNA, 1820 nt
Organism: Carlito syrichta (Philippine tarsier)
Lineage: Eukaryota; Metazoa; Chordata; Mammalia; Primates; Tarsiidae
Gene: SUSD5
Product: sushi domain containing 5
Exons: 4
Coding region: 261-1781 (506 amino acids)
Biological process (GO): Notch signaling pathway
Source: RefSeq, a predicted model, not a curated record
UCUUCGUGUUGGAGUCUCAGAAUGGCUCUCACGGCCUGGAACUGGAGGCGGCUCGGCUUUCCUGCAAGAGUAGGGGUGCUCACCUGGUGUCUGCAGACGAGCUGCGGAGGGUAGUUCAGGAUUGUGCCUUUGCAGUGUGUACCACGGGCUGGCUGGCAGACGGCACCCUCGGGACAACCACGUGUAGCAAAGGGAGUGGUGAACAGCAAAGCGUGAGAGCUGUCGAUGUGAGAAUUGAGAGCAACCCAGUUCCUGGGGGCAUGUAUAGUGCCUUUUGUAUGAAGGACGAAGAGAAACCGUGUGGAGACCCACCUUCGUUCCCACACACCAUCCUGCAGGGCCGCACCGGCUUGGAGAUGGGCGAUGAGCUGCUGUAUGUAUGUGCCCCAGGCCACAUCACGGGGCAUCGUGACACCGCCUUCACCUUGCUAUGUAACAGCUGUGGGGAGUGGUAUGGCCUGGUGCAGGCCUGCGGGAAAGAUGAGGCUGAGGCACAUAUUGACUAUGAAGAUAAUUUCCCUGAUGACAGAUCUGUGUCAUUCAGAGAGCUCAUGGAGGAUUCCUGGGCAGAGGCAGAAGAAGACACAGGUGAGGAAGAAGCCUCUGAGAAGGCUCCCAAACAGGACCAUCUGGUCUCCAUUUCUGUGGGGAGAGAAAACCUAGCCCAGGAUAAAGCAUUUGUACCCACCGCAGGCUUGCCUGGUGUCAGGAGCAGUGUCCCCACCGCCUUGCCAGGAUCCCGACUAGACCGCAAGUACUUGUUCUGGCUUCCUGCUGAGACUUUCCACAAGCCUAAGUUGGAAAAGGAGGUGGAUGAUGACACCAAGAAGCAGUUUGCUGCUCGAGACAACCACAGUGAAGUAAAAUUGAUCCCAGGUGAACCCGAAACCAAGGCGAUCUAUAGCAACACUGAUGACCCCUUAGGGCCAUUCGUGGGCAGGAAUGCCAGCAAGACGGGGGAUCCAGUGGUGAGCAGCAGCAGUGAUGAGUCCUGGUUAGAUGGCUACCCUGUGACAGACGGAGCUUGGAGGAAGACAGAGGCAGAAGAGGAAGAGGAUGGAGACAAAGGGGGUGGGUCAGUAGGACUGGAUGAAAGCGUCCUAGUUACUCCUGAUCAGCCCAUUCUGGUGGAAGUUAAGAAGUCUAGGAGUACCGCUCUCAUGCCAAUUGAGGACACAACCCAUAAUGCAGUUCUUCCAUCGCAAAUACUAGAUGUUGAGGCUUUGGCUCUCAGACCCAUGAAUGUGUCUGAGACUGAGGGCCCCCACCACGGGGAUGGUGACUUGACCAAGCACCAGUCCACCGAACCUUGGAGAUUCACCCCAGAGAAGUCUUCCAUGGCCACCCUACCCGAUGAACUCACCAACUCUACCCUGGAGACGUUAACAACAACUGCUGUCCAGCAGAUGACGGACAACAUCCCCUCAACGAUGAUGGUGGCCACCCAGCCUCUAGUGGAAACCUCAGCUCCUGAGGUCCAGGACAGCUUCCCCUACCUGUUAUCGGAGGACUUUUUGGGGCAGGAAGGCCCCGGGCCAGGUGCAAGCGAAGAGCUUCUCCCAACCUUGGAGCCCUGUGUCGGGGACAACUGUCCCGGCCUCAGCAGAGGCCCCGUGAUCGCCACCAUUGUCACCAUCCUGUGCCUGCUGGUGCUCCUGGCGGGUGUGGGGGCAGUGUGGGGAUACCACAGAUGCCAGCACAAGAGCUCCGUGUACAAGCUGAAUGUUGGCCAGCGGCAGGCUCGGCACUACCACCAGCAGAUCGAGAUGGAGAAAGUCUAAGCACCUUAGGACUGGGCUCUCCCAAAGCCACUUGGGAGG